AUGGGGAAGCUGCAGCAAUUUCACACGGCAAUAUCAUGUUCAUUCCCGUCACUACUAACUGGCUUACUGUACGUUUGGCCUUCGUACACAUUGGGGCUGUAUACAGCUAGCGACACAGUACUUCUCACUGCUCCCAUGGCAGACUUGGAGAGCUCUUUGUUGGGGAGUCUUCCACCUCUAGGAGCUAUGUUCGGAACUGUUAUAGUAGGGUGGGUAAUAAGUCGCUUCGGGAGGCAGAAGGGCAGCACGCUGUUGGCAUUACCUUUCGUGCUGUCCUGGGUCAUGAUUGAUCUUUCUUCCUCAUCAAUCUCCAUCCUGGUGGCGAGAUUCAUUGGUGGUAUCGGAUGCGGCUCAGUACUGGUCUACUCUCCCAUUUUCAUAUCCGAGGUAGCCGAGGAGUCAAUCAGAGGGACAUUAACAUCAGUUCCCAUCGCCAUGUACUGCUUAGGAGUGCAGCUUUCCUACAUUCUUGGUUGGGUGCUGACCUAUCGUUACAUACUGUGGGUUAACCUGGCGUGCAGCAUUCUAGCAGUUGCCCUGAUAAUGACGGUGACAGAGAGUCCAGUGUACUUACUGCGCCAGAACAGAGAGGAGGAAGCUAGACUGGCCAUAUCCCAUUACAGGAGUGAAUCGUCGACGUCCAAAGUAGUUUUGGAAGAGCUGUCUCGGCUUAAGCAACAGAUAACGCCUGCCGUUGAAUUGAUCGAAAUGGACAGUGAUGACAAUAUACAAUCGGAGGAAGCGGAGAAGGAAAAGCUCAACAUGGAAAACCAUACAAAGGCAGUGAAAGCAAGAAUGUCCUCUUUUAAAUUACUGUUUACGUCACCGUCUUCACGUCGAGGUUUCAUGAUAGUCAGUUUAGCACUGUCUCUGCAGGUCAUGAUAGGAAUGGUAGCAGUCCAGGUGUAUGCAAAGCAGAUCUUCAGUCAGGCGGCGCCGAGUCUGUCGUCUCAUUUAUGCUCUGUGGUGUUCGCUCUGGUUAUUUUCUUUGGGAGUGUUGUUAGUCUAGUGGCGGCUGACAGAUUCGGUAGGAAGUUCCUGCUGAUAUCGUCGUCUAUAUCGGUCGCCCUCUGUCUCGUCGCCAUGGGUGUGUUCCUACAAACUAGCAUAGUGUCACCCUGGGUGACUGCGCUCCUAAUCUUGGUUUACUGCUUCUUCUUCAUGUAUGGGGCUGGUAGCGUUCCUUACGUGCUGGUGGCGGAAUGCUUCGUGCCCGAGGUGCAGAGCCUUGCUUCCAUCCUUCUCAUGGAGUGGGUCUGGCUUCUGAAUUUCUUCAUAAUCGGGGUCUUCCCCUUCAUGAUCAAAUAUUUCGGGAUUCACGGCUCCUUCUACGUGUUCGCCUUUUUUGCAAUUCUUAACAGUUUGGUUGGACUUUUCCUUCUGCCAGAAACGAAAGGGCUAACAAACGAACAGAUACAAGAGGCUCUGUUGAGGAGGAAGAAG
Iphiclides podalirius (scarce swallowtail) is the source of this 1443-nucleotide messenger RNA. NCBI's taxonomy places the organism in Eukaryota, Metazoa, Arthropoda, Insecta, Lepidoptera, Papilionidae. The record is from the annotation of a GenBank genome assembly.